GCGUUCGGCGCGCUGCUGUAGGCGCGCCUCAGUUGAGUUUUAACCGUCGUCGGUGCCGAUUCGUGCCGUGGCCGAGAUCGAUAGCUAUAUACGAGUACAUAUAUUUGUGUUUGUGUGUUUGUAUGUGCGAUAUUCAAGUUCAAAUAUCAAAAAGCAAUAAAUAAAUUUAAAACGCCAGAAAAUUUAGCAAAAGAUUUCUUAAACAAAUACUGAAACGACAACCGCAACAACUACAAGAAGAAAUAAAGAAGAAUAACAAAAACAACCAAAACUACAACAACGAAGUAAACACAAACAACGACAACAAUUAGCACGAAAACUUUCUAAAACGCAUUAAUAAUUUAUUUACUAACAAAAAUCAACUGCAUCUGAUUCACAAAACUGGCACUGUUUUCGGCUACUGCGAAUUGAGUGCCUUUUACAAUUUCUACACGUAAUACACUAAGUUUAAGCAAACGAUUGGGACUAGGAGGACAAAAAGUCAGCCUUAGACCGAGACGAGGACGACACAAAGAAAAUGUCCACACUGUCGCUGCGCAUACAGCUGGAAGGUGGUCGAGUUACCAAGACCAUACAAUUCCAACCAAAUACCACAGUCUUCGAUGCGUGUAAAAUCAUACGCGAUAAAUUUGCCGAAGCGGUGCAGGGACAACCCAGCGAAUAUGGACUCUUUAUUUCGGAUGAGCAGAAUCAGCAGGGCGUCUGGCUGGAGGCGGGACGCACACUGGGCUACUAUAUCCUGCACAAUCAGGACACGCUCGAAUAUCGUCGCAAACUUCGCACUCUACGUGUUCGCAUGUUGGAUGGCGCUGUAAAGACCAUCCUGGUCGAUGACUCGCAGCCUGUUUCCCAGCUGAUGGUGGUCAUCUGCACGAAGAUUGGCAUCACCAAUCAUGAGGAGUACGGAUUGGUGCGCGAGGAUAACGAGGCGCAGAAUGAGAAUCUGCCCGACAACAAGUUUGGCACUCUCACCUUGAAGCGCAAGUUCACCGAAAAGGAUCGCGAUGCCAAAAUGGAAAGUUUGCGCAAGAAACUCAAAACCGAUGAUGAAAUGAAUUGGGUUGAUGUGGGACGCACAUUGCGUGAACAGGGUAUCGAUGAGUCGGAGACGGUGCUCUUGCGUCGUCGUUUCUUCUUUUCGGAUCAAAACAUCGAUUCUAGGGAUCCCGUGCAGCUGAAUCUGCUCUAUGUGCAGGCCAGGGAUGCUAUCCUUGAUGGCACACAUCCUGUUACACAGGAUAAGGCUUGUGAGUUCGCUGGCAUUCAAGUGCACAUACAAUUCGGACCACACAACGAGACCAAGCACAAGCCCGGAUUUUUGGACUUGAAGGACUUUCUGCCUACAUCGUAUGUGCGAGUGAAGAGCAUUGAGAAGAAGGUCUUUGCAGAGCACAGACGUCAUGCGGAUCUAUCGGAAAUAGAUGCCAAAGUUCUCUACACCAAGACGGCACGGGAACUCCCCACCUAUGGUGUUACAUUCUUCCUCGUAAAGGAGAAGAUGAAUGGCAAGAACAAGCUGGUGCCGCGUCUCUUGGGCGUUACCAAAGACUCUGUGCUGCGCCUGGAUGAACGCACCAAGGAGAUUCUCAUCUCCUGGCCAUUGACCACUGUGCGUCGUUGGGGCGCCUCCCCGAAUACUUUUACCCUGGACUUUGGCGACUAUGCGAAUCAAUAUUAUUCGGUUCAGACUACUGAAGCUGAGCAAAUUGUGCAGCUUAUUGCUGGUUAUAUCGAUAUUAUAUUGAAAAAGAAACAAACCAAGGAUCACUUUGGUAUCGAGGGUGAUGAGGGUUCCACCAUGGUAGAGGAAUCUGUAGCGCCAUCCAAGGCAACCUUUUUACAACACGAAACGAAUCGCGUGGAGAAGCUCAACUUGGAGAGUCUGGCGCAUCCGGGAAUUAUGCGGCCCUAUGACGGUGAGCGCACCUUUACCCAGAACGAGGUACAGACCGUGCAGUAUGGAGCUUUUGUCGGUCAGGUGAAUCAUGCGCAUCAACCGCCCACGACUAAGGAGGUACACAUUAGUUCUGUGAAUCUAACGGAGCCGCAACGUGCUUUAUUUGGCUAUAUAUCAGCUGGCCAGGAUGUCUUGAUACGCGCUGACGAAGAGCUGCGCACCAAGGCACCCAUUCAGGAGCUGGGCAACGAUAUGCGCUCCAUCGAGUGGCGCGAGAAUACGCUGGACACCUCCAAGCAGGCGGUCAGCUCACAUGUUGCCACCAUGAGUGCAGCCACAGCUCAGAUUAUUACAGCAUCGCAGCCGGAUGAAGUGGAUACGGAAGCCAUCUCAGCGUCUGUAUCGCAAAUUGCCCAAACCAUACCCGAGGUGACCAAGGAGGUGCGUCUGAUUGCCGCCCUCAUGGAGAACGAUUCGAAUGGCGAUCAAUUGUUGGAGGCAGCUCGCAAUUUGUGCAACGCCUUCAGUGAUCUUCUCAAGGCUGCUGAGCCGGAGAGCAAGGAACCACCACAGCAUCUCAUCAACGCAGCCAGUCGUGUGGGCGAGGCCACUUCCCAUGUGCUGAGCACCAUUGCCGAAGAGGAGGCACCAGAGAAUCGGGAUCUGCAUGAUAUGUUGUUGGCCUUGGCCAAGGCAGUGGCCAAUACAACGGCGGCUUUGGUGUUGCGGGCCAAGAACAUUGCCGCCAGCUGUGAGGAUGAUCAGGCACGUAAUCGCGUCAUUGGAGCUGCCAGCCAAUGUGCCCUGGCCACCAGUCAGCUCGUGGCCUGUGCCAAGGUUGUGGCUCCAACUCUGCAUAAUGCCGCCUGUCGGGAGCAACUGGAGGCGGCGGCCAGGAAUGUGGCAAGAGCUGUGAAUUCCCUAUGCGAGGUGUGCAACGAGGCGAGCAAUGAUCCCAAAUUAAAGGCAGAUCUGGUGGCUGCGGCUCGGGAUGUUUCCAAGAGUCUAAUGGAGAUGCUGGAGCACGUUAAGCUGAGCACACGGGAGCAGGCGAAUCGCACCAGCCAAGAGUUGAGUCCCGUUGAGAAUGUCAUCAUUGGCACGGACAUCUUGGUGUCCACCAAUGAUCCCCAGGAAAUGGUGCGUCAUGCCCGCACCUUGGGACAGACGACAGCCCAGUUGAUACAGAGCAUCAAGGGGGAGGCGGAUCAGCAGGAGGAUGCGGAUAUGCAGCGACGUCUGCUGUCGGCCGCCAAGCAGUUGGCCGAUGCCACCGCCAAGUUGGUGGAGGCGGCACGUCUGUGCUCCUCCAAUCCCCAUGAUUCGGACAAUCAGAACGCACUGCGUCGUGCUGCCGAGGAGCUGCGUGAGAUUACCACAAGUGCAGCCAAUACACCGGCCAUGAAACGUGAUCUCAUCCAGCGUUUGGAAUUCUGUUCCAAGCAGGCAGCCACGGCGGCAACUCAGUGCAUUUCGGCUGCCCAGAAUGCGGUGCAGCACAGCCAGGAUCAUCAGACGAAGGAGUCGCUAUUGCAGGAUUGCAAACGUGUGGCGGAUACGAUUCCACGAUUGGUCACCUCUCUUAAAACGACGCGUGCUCAGCCGGAUGAUGCAAAUGCUCAGCUGAAUCUUAUCGAGGCGGCGGAACAGUUCAUUGAACCGGCUCUCCAAGUGUCCAAGUCAUCGCGUGCCUUGCAGCCAACUGUCACCGAUAUUCCCUCCGCGGCACAGCUUUCCAAGUGUGCCCUGCAUCUGGGCCAAAGUGUAUCCGCUUUGCAUUCGGUGGCGCAGCGGGCACGUGAUGCCUGUGGCGGUCAGGAGCUGGAAUCCGCAUUGGAAGCGGUGCGUAAACUCCACCAUGUGCUGGACGAUACACGCCAGGCGGCCUUGGCGGGUCAACUGCGUCCGCUGCCCGGCGACACGGUGGAAAAUACCGCCGAUGAUUUGCGCAAGUCGGCCAAGAAUGUGGGCAUCGCUUUGAGCCAGUUGCUCAGCUCGGUGCUGCAGGGCCAACGCAGCUAUGCAGGCGCCGCUGGACGGGACACCGCAUUGGCUUUGGGAGACUUCACCAAGAGCGUGCACGGCGUGGCAGCGACCACACAGAACCCGGCGAUCAUUGACUGUGCGGAUGAUGUGGUGACCAGUUCGGCGCAGCUCAUUGAGCAGGCCCAACGCACGCUCCAGGGCGUCUCUGAUCCUCAAGCUCUCACCCAAGCUGGACGAGAUGUAACGGGCGCUUUGUCACGCACUGUGGACUGUAUUCCCGGCCAGCGUGAGGUGGACGCCGCAUUGCGCAAUGUGAGCGAUCUCAGCGAGAUUUUGUCGGUCAGCGAGUUCCCUCCGUCCAAUCGUCCCUAUGCCGAGCUGCAGUCGGAGCUGAAACAGGUCGCGGAGCAACUGAGCAGCGCUGGUGGACAGAUUGUGCAAUCGUAUGCAAGUCCUGCCCAGCUGGCGGACAGUAGUCAACACUUUGCGGCCAACUACAGGGAUCUGUUGUCGGUGAGCAUGCAGAUGGCGGGACAAACCCAAACCGAUGAACCUGUGCGCUCCCAGAUGAUCGAGUGCCUACGGAAUGUGUCCACGCAGUCGUGUUCGCUGCUGUCCACUGCCAAGUCCAUUGCUGCCGAUCCUGGCCAGCCGAAUGCAAAGAAUCUGUUGCAUGCCGCCGCCAGAAGUGUCACGGAGAGCAUUAAUCAGUUGGUGGAUGCCAGCAUACAGUCGGCACCAGGUCAAAAGGAAUGCGACAAUGCCAUGCGCAACAUUGAGGCACUGCGUCUCAUGUUGGACUAUCCCCAUGAGCCGGUGAACGAGCAGGGAUACUUUGAUUGUGUGGAGCAGGCGACAUCCAAGUCGAGGAAUUUGGGUUACGCCAUCUCGGAGAUGAUCAACAAUGCGAAACAAUCGCAGCACGUGGAGUUUAGUCAGUCGGUGAACAACGUUAAUGACUCCAUACAGGGACUCAUCGAGAGCUCCUCCCAGGCGGCGUAUCUGAUUGCUGUCUCACAUCCUAGCAGUGUCGCUGGACGUGCCGGAAUUAUCGAUCAGGCGCAGUUGACGUGGGCCUAUCAGGGAAUCCGUCAGCAUUGCGAUAUUGUGAGCAGUGCCCAGUCGGGAAAACCACAGAUGAUCUCUGCCUUGACGGUGAUUGCCAAGCACACGAGUUACCUCUGCUCCAUCUGUCGACAGGCGAGCAUGAAUACCAAUAAUCCCGUGGCCAAGAAUGAGUUCAUUGUGCUGGCCAAGCAGGUGGCGACGGCCACUUCGGAUCUUGUCCAGGAUAUUAAGGCUAUUGAGGAGCAUCCCACUGGUGGCAGUCGGGAGCGUCUCGUUGAACCGCUCCUGGAGGCCGUUAAGGCAGUGCGUCAAUAUGCCUCCAGUCCGGAAUUCAUAUCCAUUCCGGCCAAGAUCAGUGCCGAGGGCCGCAAGGCUCAGGAGCCCGUGAUUCAGGCUGGACGUGGCGUCAUCGAUGGCGUUGUCGAGAUGGUCAAGGCUGCCAAAUCUCUGGCCCUGCAACCAGAUAAUCCGCCUGUCUGGCAACAGCUCUCCAUGCACUCCACACCAGUUUCCGAGUCCGUGAAGCGUCUGGUGGACAACAUACGCGACAAAGCGCCUGGACAGGCACAGUGUGAACAGGUGCUCCACACUCUGGGCACCUGCACCCGGGAGUUGGACAGCUGCGCCUUGGCCGUCAAUGCUCAGGGAUUGAGCCGCCGUCGGGAUAACAAUCUACAUGGAUUCAGUGGGCAGACAUUGAACUCUGCAGCGGAACUUCUGGACAAGUUGGAACCCAUACGUGUUGCGGGAAAGAACAAUGCCGAGCAACUGGGACACACUGUGGGGGAGAUCUCCCGGUAUGUGGUGCCCAUGGUGAAUGGUGCUAUCGGUGCCUGCACCCACAUUGUGCACAGCCAGCAGCAGAUGUCGUUGAUCAAUCAGACCAAGUCCGUUGUGGAGAGUGCGAUUACAUUGGUGCAAUCCGCCAAGGAUUCAGCUGGUAAUCCCCGAGCCACCCACGCCCAUCCACGCCUCGACGAGUCCAUCGAUGGCACUCGGGAGGCCAUUCAGGAGUUGCAGCAAACCGUGGAGAAGAUCAAUGCCGAGACGGGCAUCGUCACGGGUCUCAUGGAGCAAGUGAAUCGUGCCAUCACCAGAUUGACCGACAAGAGGCAAUCUCUGUUGAACGCCUCCUACUCGGACACGUUUGUGGGCUAUCAGACCAGGAUGGUGGCCACCGCCAAGGAGAUUGCCCGUCUGGGCAACGAGAUCAAUGCCAAGAGCAGCGUUGAACCCGCAGCUCUUCCUCAGCUGGCCGUGGAUAUGACCCAACAUUAUCAGCAGCUCACCCAGGAUUCGGUGGGUGCGAGCACCACAACCACAUCGCCAGAUGUUGCCAUGCGCAUUCGCAGCACUGUUAUUGAUUUGGGACGUUCUGUCAGUGCCAUGAUACAGUCCUCGGCUGGAGGCGCCAGUCCCAACGAUGCCAGUGCCCAGAAGGAGAUUGCUCGCAAUGCUCGCGAUGUAUCCGAGAAGGUGGCCCAAGUGCUGGCCGCCCUCCAGGCUGGCUCUCGCGGCACCCAGGCCUGCAUUAAUGCUGCCCACACCGUAUCCGGCAUCAUUGGAGAUCUGGACACGACCAUUAUGUUUGCCACCGCCGGCACACUUCACUCCGAUGGCGAUGGCAGCUUUGCCGAUCAUCGAGAGCACAUCUUGCAGACGGCCAAGGCUCUGGUGGAGGACACCAAGGUGCUGGUAACUGGAGCUGCCGGCACACAGGAUCAGCUGGCGAAUGCGGCACAGAAUGCCGUCUCCACCAUAACUCAACUUGCUGAGGCCGUUAAACGUGGCGCCUGCUCCUUGGGCUCCUCGCAACCUGACUCACAGGUCAUGGUCAUCAACGCUGUCAAGGAUGUGGCCUCUGCUCUGGGCGAUUUGAUCAAUUGCACCAAGUUGGCCUCGGGCAAACCCAUCCAUGAUCCCUCCAUGCAGGAUCUUAAGGAGAGUGCCAGGGUCAUGGUGUUGAAUGUUUCCUCGCUGUUGAAGACCGUCAAGGCUGUGGAGGAUGAGCACACACGUGGCACACGUGCCAUGGAAGCCACUGUGGAGGCCAUUUCGCAGGAGAUACGCGCCAUGCAGACACCUCCUCCCGUUGGCAGCCAACAGGUGGGACCCGAGGAUCUGAUCCGUGUCACCAUGAACGUUACAGCUGCCACCGCAAAGGCUGUGGCCGCUGGCACCUCCAAUUUGCAGGCGGAUAUAGUGGCCGCUGCCAAUUUGGGUCGUCGUGCCAUCUCGGACAUGUUGAUUGUCUGCCGCUCCGUGGCCUGGAAUUGUGCCGAGACAGAGGAGCUGCGUGUGCGCACCUUGGAGGCAGGCACCGCUGUAGGGGAGUCCUAUAGGGAGCUACUCAAUGGCAUUCUGCACAAUUGCAGUGCAGAUGAUCGCAUGCAUUUAUCGCGUCGUGUGGCCAAAUGUGUUACGGAUCUGGUGGCUAUGGCGCGUUUGUUGAAGGGCUCCGACUGGAUAGAUCCCGAGGAUCCCACGGUGAUUGCUGAGAACGAGCUGUUGGGAGCGGCGGCUUCCAUUGAUGCGGCUGCCAAGAAGCUGGCAUCGUUACGACCACGUCGUCAGGCUGAUGUUAAGAUCGAGCUGGAUGAGAACAUGAAGUUCGAUGAGAUGAUUUUGGAGGCUGCCAAGGGCAUUAUGGCUGCUUCAGCUGCUUUGGUCCGGGCUGCAAAUGCCGCUCAACGUGAGUUAAUUGACCAGGGCAAGGUGGCACGUCGACCACUGACCAGCUCUGAUGAUGGCCAAUGGUCGGAGGGUCUCAUUUCGGCAGCAAGACUUGUGGCUGCAGCCACACAUAGUUUGGUGGAAGCUGCACAGAAUCUGGUGCGUGGUGUUGGCACUGAGGAGAUGCUCAUCUCCACUGCCAAGCAGGUGGCUGCCUCGACAGCCCAACUGCUGAUUGCCUGCAAGGUGAAAUCGAAUCCCAAUUCGGAGGCUGGACGUCGCCUGCAGGCAGCUGGUAAUGCGGUCAUCAAGUCCACUGAUAAUCUGGUACAUGCCGCUCAACAAGGACUAGAAGCCGAGGAGGAGCAUUCACUGAAGAUCAACACAUCGAUGGUGGAUGGCAUGGCGCAGGAGAUUAAUGCACGCUCCGCUGUCCUGCGCAAGGAGAAGGAAUUGGAGGAGGCGCGUCAACGUUUGAAGCAUGUGCGACAGGCGCAACGUUAUGCUAAGAAUACCCAGGGAUUCACCACAGAUGAAAGCGAUACGGAAUACGCCUAUGGCACGCUCAACAAGAGCCAGAACAAUACUUUGGGUCGCGGAGGUGCUUACUAUGGCUCCCAGUCGGGUGAUGUGCCUAGUUCACCGAGCUACUACUCCGGUGCCAGUGGUGGCCAGCAGAAGCAUCAUUACAAUUAUGCCAGCCCGCAGCCACAGCAUUUCCAUCAUCCGGGCGCUGUUUCACCGCCGCCAGCCAAUUAUGCGCCAUUAGAUGAGGUCAAUGGAGAUUUUCCACCACCACCGCCGCCGUUGUCAACUACCAUUUCUAACAUGCAAACGGCAACGUCGGGCCACAGUUUUCGCUCUAAUCCCAAAUUAACCGCCAAUGCUGUGCCACGCCCCUAUCCUGGCAGUCCAGUGGCAGGUGGUGCAGGUGGCAGCAAUGGUUUCGCAUCCACAACACCCACUAAUACCAACUACCAGCAUAGCUUUGAAACGUCCAGCACUAAAACGCAAAACUCCUCAACAUCCGCGCCUGUUGUUCCACCGCCACCACCACAGAAGCCCACGGUGAAUCGUAAUCUGGAGGCGUGUGUGAAGGAUCUACAUGAGAAAACCUUUGGCCAGGGCGGUGUAGUGCAACUAGCUGCAGGCAAUGCCUAUCCUGGCCAGAACUACGAGGGUUACACAUCUAGCAGAUACGAGACGCGCAACUUUGACAAGUCGGCCAACAACAGCAGCAACAUCAGCAGCAGUGAAAUGGCCCUCGCCCAGCCUCUGGAGUCGAGCUUCUCACAGAUGACUCUCAACACGGAUGGCGGCAAGUUGAGCAUUGUCGAUCAACAGGGCUCCGAGCGUCUGACCUCGAUGACACAGCGCGUCAUGGAGCGCAAAUCGUUUACAACAACAACGGAAUCGCGAUCCGAGACGAAGACGGAGAAGCACAGUUUUCGCCUUGAAUAAGUUGGAGCUAAGAAUGUAAUCGAAACGAAACGAUGAUGUUUGCCAAAUGUGCUUUUAACAUUUACAUACAUACUAAUAGUAAUAAUUUAACAUUUAAUUAUAAUUAGCCACUAGCAAAACUAUGUCUAUAUAUAUAAAUAUAUUUACCCACAUACCUUAUAUACACACACGCUCUAACUUUAACGUAAUAAUCGCUUACGAUUUCUGCUUUUCUUUUUCUAUGUUUUUAAUUGUAAUCUUGUAAUUUGUUGUUAGUUUUGUGUAUGUGUUUAUCUGCCAAUUUAUUGCCAAUAUAUUAUUCACAUUAAUAUCCGUCGGAAUCGCCGCCUAAUGCACGAUUAAGCCAUACACACACACAUACAUAAUUAAACAUUGUACUAAUCAAACGAAACCUAAGCAAAUCAACAAAAAAUAUUCGUAACCUUUAAACGUAACACAAAACCGUAUAAAUUACAAAUUGGAUUCAUUCGAUUUGUUGUUAGAUCAAUGCAAUUUAUUACUGCGCACCUAUAAACUAAAAGUUAAUGACAUUUUUAGUUAAAUCAGCGCCAAUUCAUAGUUAAGUGCGCAUAAACAUUUUGUUGUUCACAUAACUUAGAUUUAAGUUCUUAAAUAAUCUUUGUACGUAAACAUUGUUUUAUGGAUUUCCCCUUUCAAUGUAAUCAUAAUUUCUGAUUUCGUUUUGUAUAUACAUACGAGUACAUAAGUGAAUCGUCGUGUAUACGUAUUUGCAUUCAUGAAUUGUGUAUUUUUUUGUAAAUUAAUAAAAACAAUAUCUUAACAA
Drosophila innubila is the source of this 9869-nucleotide messenger RNA. It is a transcript of the gene rhea, whose product is annotated as talin-2. NCBI's taxonomy places the organism in Eukaryota, Metazoa, Arthropoda, Insecta, Diptera, Drosophilidae. Gene Ontology annotation, biological process: cell-cell adhesion. Gene Ontology annotation, cellular component: focal adhesion; cytoskeleton; ruffle. Bases 518 to 9085 code for a protein of 2855 amino acids. The record is from RefSeq and is a predicted model, not a curated record. Gene Ontology annotation, molecular function: structural constituent of cytoskeleton; actin filament binding; integrin binding. The transcript is spliced from 17 exons.